AUGAGUAAUACUAACGAAAAGAAACAACCAUUACCAGAUGUUGUAAGUUUAAAAAAAAAGCAAAACUUUAAAUAUUUUUCCAAUUUUAGGAGAAUCCUCCAACAGAAGGAAGCAGUUCAUCAACCUUACCAAGUGCACCACAAAUUGUAGAGUAAGUAUAAGAAAAUAAUAUCGCAGAAAAAUAUAAAACGAAAAAGACUUUUGAAAUGAAACAAAAACAUUUUCAAUCGAAAAAUUGUUUUGUUCGGCGAGAUAGUGUGAGAGUUUGAACGUUCAUAAAAACUUUUAAAAUUAAAAAUGAUUCACAUGACAGGAAAUUUGAUUUGUAAAACAUAAUCGCAAAAUACAUUAGUAUUUGAAUAUUAUUAAAAUUAUCGAGAUUAAUUCAAAUCUUAUUCAGUGAGAUUCAUUCAACAUCUCCACCUCGUCCACCUCCACCAACAGUUGGAUUUGUUUAUCCACAAUAUACGGAACAAUCAACACCAGUUACCCCAGUUGCACCACAACCUGCUUAUAGUGUUCCUCCACCAUCUUAUCAAGCAGCAAUGUCUUAUCCAGCAGCACCAACUUAUGGUGGAAAUGCUUCGCAAGAGCCGAAAUAUUAUAGUGGACAACCACCAACUUAUUAUCAACCACCACCACAGCCUAUUAUUAGUAUGUUUUAGCUUCUAUUCAAAUGUUUAGGCAAUUUAAAAAAUCGCAAAAAUAGAAUAAUAUUUUUACGAUUUCCAUACAACAAUUUUUUAAAUUCGAUCAUGUUGUUUUCAGCUCAAACUCGUCUUCCUCAACCAGUUGAUACAGUUCAAACAGUUCGUGUUGCAACAAAUUCGGUUGUUGUCGUUCAAAGAGGACCUCAAUGUAGAGUUUGUGUAAGUUCUAAUUUGAAAUAAUUUUCCAGGUCCCUAUUAUCGUGUCCAAAAUACCGAUUUUUUCAAAAUAAGAGUUCUAAAUUGCCACGUCAAUUCUCACGUUUUUUUCAAUUGUCAUUUCCCAAAUUUCUUUCAAUUUUGAAUUUCCCACAUCACAACAUUUUUUUCCAGAAUAUUGGCGUAAUAACCCGCCGAAAUGAUAUGUGCUGCCUUCUUUGCCUCAUUAUCUUGACUAUUUUCACAUUUCCAUUUGGCCUCGUCUUCUUGUGCUGUGUUCCAUGCACAGUCCAAAACCGUUGUAGCAAUUGUAAUCAUAUUGCUUAG
This is a messenger RNA of Caenorhabditis angaria, 1193 nucleotides long. The record is from the annotation of a GenBank genome assembly. NCBI's taxonomy places the organism in Eukaryota, Metazoa, Nematoda, Chromadorea, Rhabditida, Rhabditidae.